GCUGUUGUUGCGGGGGGGGGGAAAGCGGGGGGAAAAGCAAGGAAAAAACCCGGAACGACGGCUGGUUCCGAGGGGGGCCUGGAAGGAGAUCCUGGCUGCAGAAAAAAUGAUGACUUAGUCCGAAUGAGGAGGCGCAAGAAGAAGAUGGGCCACUGUGACACACUCCUUCAAAAAAGCAACCCAAAGUCAGGUUUGUCUUGUUGCUGUUCAGGAAGGAAUUCUAGUACAGAAGCUAAGGUAGCCAGCUUUUGCGCAGCCGCCAUCCGUUCUACAAAGUUGCUGCUAUCCCCCUAGCCAGGAUAAGAGGGUUUUGGCAUCGGUGAUGAGAAAUGGGGUAUGAUGUAGCACGUUUUCAAGGGGAUGUUGAUGAAGACCUUAUAUGUCCGAUCUGCAGCGGGGUCUUGGAGGAGCCAGUGCAGGCUCCUCAUUGUGAGCACGCCUUCUGCAAUGCCUGCAUCACACAGUGGUUCUCUCAACAACAAACUUGCCCCGUGGACCGAAGUGUCGUGACUGUGGCCCACUUGCGCCCUGUUCCCCGGAUCAUGCGUAAUAUGCUAUCUAAGCUGCAAAUCACAUGCGACAACGCUGUUUUUGGAUGUACUGCUGUAGUGCGACUUGACAACCUGAUGUCUCACCUCAAUGACUGUGAACACAAUCCAAAACGGCCUGUGACUUGUGAACAGGGAUGCGGCUUGGAAAUGCCCAAAGACGAGUUGCCGAAUCAUAACUGCAUCAAACACUUGCGGUCGGUGGUACAGCAGCAACAGACAAGGAUAGCUGAGUUGGAAAAGACUUCAGCAGAACAUAAGCACCAGCUUGCAGAGCAGAAACGUGACAUUCAGUUGUUGAAAGCAUAUAUGCGAGCAAUACGUAGUGUCAAUCCCAAUCUGCAGAAUUUGGAGGAGACUAUUGAGUAUAACGAAAUUCUAGAGUGGGUGAACUCCUUGCAGCCAGCCCGGGUGACACGGUGGGGUGGUAUGAUCUCAACACCAGAUGCCGUACUUCAAGCUGUAAUCAAACGUUCAUUGGUGGAGAGUGGCUGCCCUGCAUCCAUCAUCAAUGAGUUGAUUGAAAAUGCUCAUGAACGUAACUGGCCACAGGGCUUGGCCACACUAGAAACCCGACAGAUGAACCGGCGCUAUUACGAAAACUAUGUAGCCAAACGCAUUCCAGGCAAGCAAGCUGUGGUGGUGAUGGCCUGUGAGAAUCAGCACAUGGGUGAGGAGAUGGUGCUAGAGCCAGGCCUUGUUAUGAUAUUUGCACAUGGAGUGGAGGAAAUCUAAAGACUUAACAGAGAUGAUAAAACAAUGUGCUUGAAAUAAAAAUAUGCCGUGUCCAAGCUGACUGAUCUUGCCCCCUUGUGCCAUGUCAGGGCAUUAUUUAUCUCUGUUGAUUAAACCACCACUUCCUAAUUAUACUGGGCAGGUGCCCAGCAACUUAUGCAAGAUGCUGUGCUGCAUUCCCCCACCCCACCCCUUUGUGAUAAUUUACACUCGGUCUGAUGUUGACGCAGGUUUCCAAAUGUCUACAUAAAAGCACAAGAAAUUUGUCUGUGCUCCAGAGAGAGCAGUGGGCUUCUAUCAUAAACGUCUUCAGAGAAGUCUUUGAUCUCCUGACAUGCUUGCAUUGGCCCAGAUGGCUUGGUUCCUCUUGUUGUUUAAAGCAUCUCUGUGCAGGGCACACACUUUUCCAUCAUGGCCCAUAAUAUCUGACUUUCACACAGUACCUUUAAGGCAUGUUUGCAGCCUUUAUUGGGGGAGGGAUGGACAAGGAAGAGUGCAAACACGAGAAGGCAGAUGCCAAACUAGAGAUGCAAGUAAUGCCAAAUAAAAUAUACAUACCAGUAGUGAUGUUUUUGGCUUAAAAAAAGUUGUGGAGCCAAAAGACUGACAGCAGGACAAUCUCUACAACUCAUCUGGGAUGCGUGGCCUUCUGUUGCACAGGAGACAACUCUUCCUUUUCAGAUAGGGCCUGGUUUUCAACAGAAGGUACCAUUUGUAGCAAUGUGCUGUUGCUGCUGCUGGUGCAGAAUGAAAUGCAAUUCUUCUCACAGAGCCUGGAUGUCAUCUUCCUCCUUGUGCUGUCAAAGUGCCGCUGAUGAUAUCGAGUUCUUUGCUGACUUCAGUGCUUUUUCAUAGGGUGCAAGCCUUCAAGCAGACAAUCUGAUUAGAACCAGGCUCCUCUGAAUUGUGUGUGCCAUUUAAGGUUUUCUCAACUUCAUGACCUUGGAAAGGAAACAGAAAAAAGGAAGUUAACCUGGAUGAAACUGUUCUGUCAUUGUCUGUUGGCUGUUUUGAUAAAUCUGUGUGUAAUUUUUUUUACAUCUUGAUGAUUGUGUUCAGUAUUUUUGUAUUAUUUUUGCCUUUAUGUUUCCCUUAUUUUAUUUUUAAAAUACAGUGGCCAGAAAUGUCUUCAGGUCCUAGUUUACCCGUUAAAUUUAAUUUAUUUGAAAACUUUCUUUUUUGUGUUGCUUUAAAUAUUUCUUCCUUGCUUUAAGCAUUUGUGCUGGAGUUGGUGACGCACGUAAUAAAGGAGCAGCUGGACUUGCCCUGUGUCAAAACAUUGCAAGUACCAUCCCUUCUGAACAGCUUUCAUUUUGUUAUACUCCCUGAAUAUCCUCAGCUGAGCAGAAACUUUCCUUUUCAUGUUCUGUCGCUGCCUGAAAUGGUUGCUGUUACUACUUCACAUCAGGGAUUUGCAACUGCCUCCAGUGUAGAGUUUGGACCGCUUUGCAAGCAGUUAUGCCUGGGACAGAGAGAACUCCUGGAAACUAUCAGCAGAAAUGAUGGCUGCAUGAGGAAUGUUUCCUCUGCUGCCACACUGCAGAUGGGUGCAAUGGAAUACAUAAUCUAAGAGAAGUGUUUUUCCAGUACUGUAUUAUAGUAAGUGGCCUGGUUUUACAUGGUGAUCCUAUGGUAGAGAAUCAAUGUUUAUUGGGAAUGUGGUUUGCUCAGCAAUUGGUAGCCUACAACCUUUUGUUGAAAGUAUGGAGCGGAGUAAGAGAACGUUCUAGGAAGAUAUGGUUCUUAAACUUCAGUCAUUCAAAAAUAAUCCCUGUCCCUCUUGUGGAACUUCCAUCAUUCCUAUGAAUAAAGUGCAUGAAUAAUGCAGCUUAGCUUUGCUUAUGAUCUUGAAUAUUCACCAAGCAGAUGCUGUUUCAGGUUUCAUUCUGUGGGAAAUGCAUAUGCUUUGGAAAUUCUUAAGUCUGCAGCACUCAUUCAGUUUGGUGGCCUUUGCUUUUUCACAAACGUGUUUUGUUAGUUUUCAGUAUUGUUUUUCAGCUCUGCUCUGUCCUGCUCAGUUUUUCUCCUAAUCCAGUUUUACCCUUGCUGGCACAUUGCUUAUGUUCUACCCCCAUGUAGAACCUUACUUUAAAAACUGAGUCUGCCCGAUACAGUUUCCUAUGGUGUUUCAACUUUCACAUCUCUAACUGUAAGUAAGUAACUUUACAGUUUAUUUAUUAGUACUUCUGUUUUAUAAGCCAUGAUUUAAACACUCCUGGAAUGUGUUUCAAAAGUCAAAUCAGUUUUAGGGAUGGAAUGGGUUGUGCUAGUUAUUCAUGUCAGUGAUGACAUGUUUUGAAAGGGGAUCUGUUGGUUGGAAGUAACUUCUAACUCUGUCCCUGUUGCUCAGGAAUUUGAAAAAGCUGCUAAAUCCAACCUAAUAACUAUCUCAAGCUAAAUUGACUUCACUUUUUUUCUCCUAACACACCUUGUUUACUUCCCCUUGACAUCCUGCUGUCAUGCUUCCUGAAAUCUACCAUAGAAUUUGUCUUGUCUCCUACCAGUACGCAAGUUGCUGAUUGCAUUUUGUGUUUUGCUGUUCAAUUGUGUUGACUGCACUAAUAAAUUGCCUUUUUCCUGACACCUUUA
Molecule: messenger RNA, 3872 nt
Organism: Rhineura floridana
Lineage: Eukaryota; Metazoa; Chordata; Lepidosauria; Squamata; Rhineuridae
Gene: RNF41
Product: ring finger protein 41
Exons: 8
Coding region: 330-1283 (317 amino acids)
Biological process (GO): protein K63-linked ubiquitination; tumor necrosis factor-mediated signaling pathway; positive regulation of JNK cascade
Cellular component (GO): plasma membrane signaling receptor complex
Molecular function (GO): zinc ion binding; ubiquitin protein ligase activity
Source: RefSeq, a predicted model, not a curated record